Molecule: messenger RNA, 1812 nt
Organism: Diaporthe citri
Lineage: Eukaryota; Fungi; Ascomycota; Sordariomycetes; Diaporthales; Diaporthaceae
Exons: 2
Coding region: 1-1812 (603 amino acids)
Source: RefSeq, a predicted model, not a curated record
AUGGCGUCUGCGUCGCCAUUUCACAUGCCAGGCGCAUUCCACUUCUCCGAGCCGACCACCUCCUCCACCGCCCUCAACGCCAACAUGUUCCGCCCUCCAGUCUCGCCCUCCGCCUCCACCUACAACCUCUCCAAAGGCUCCAGCUCGUAUUUUGAUAGGGUUUCGGCCAUGGAGGACAGUGCGCGUGGCCAGGACAGGUACACUUUGGCUGGCCAAAUAGAGACGCCCGGCACACAAGUCACACCCGGCACUGCUGCGCUCGACGACAGCCUGUACUCGGAUAUUGACUACCGCCGUCGCCUGGAGCUGGGUUCAAAAAGGCCACACGAUGACCCGUCAACCCCGUCUCUGGACCUGUCGGGCCUCGCCAACACGACAACUGCAACGAUCACCCCCCGCGCUGCAGGCUGGACCACAUUCGCCUUCCAGGCCAUAGGAGGUGUUGUGGGCAAGGUGUGGGAAUUCUGUAGGGGCGGCGCUGGUGCUUUCCAAGGCUUCAAAGCAGGCGGUGGGAAGGCCUACGAGACAAACGGCCAGCCCGUCAACAACCCGCUCCCGCUGCGUCUUUCAACCGACCUACCAUCCUAUCCUCAGGAACAAGAUAACCCCCUCAGCCCACCUGGCGCUUUCCCGCUCGCCUCCGACGUAAUAUCUUAUCUUCCAGACAGUAUCCCAGACUACCAAGAUCACAGACAAGAGGAAAUAUACCGUGGAUAUCAAGAGCAGGAGGAACAGGAGCAGCAGCGUGUCCAGCAACAGCAGCAGGAACAAGAACAGCGGGACCAGGAGCGGCGGGAGCUUGAGCGGCAAGAGCUCGAGAGGCAAGAGCUUCAGCGGGAGGAGUCUCCAGACUCAACAACCGAUCGACCUGCGCCCAAGAGGAGACAGACGGGCACAAUUGGCGAGUCGGAUGAGCUGAGGCGGAACUGGGUCAUGGUCGACGAGGACGAACAGCGGUCCCCAGCGGCGCGCAGGCCCGCGUUAAACACCAAGCGUUCAUCACUGACAUCAGUACCGUCGUCUCGCAUCCCGGCCCGGAGUUCCAACAUGGCGUCUCGUCUACAACAGCCAAAGCCCUACUCGACCCCGACCAAGGCGCCCGGCCCCAUGAACCCCCCUGCACGACGGUUUAGUGUGACCUCGCCGCGCUUUGGGCUCGAACAGAAGUCGGGUAUCCAGCCACCGCGCUCUGCAUCGAGAUUGUCUAUGGCCUCCAACGCAUCCUAUGCGGGCGGCUCUAUCACAUCACCAACGCUGGGUGCCAGCGAAGCCGCCAGCUUUGCCAGCCCACGAUCACCUCCCUCGCGGUCGACGCCAGCCACGCCGACUUUUGCGAUCAACGGCUCCCGGAUACCACAGCCAAAGGGCCUAGGCCUCGGCCCAAAUCCAUUCGCCAACAUCCGUACGCAGUCACCAAACAACCAGCGAGUCUCCCCCAGCCGGCCUACCAGCCGCCACUCAGCCCACCACUCAGUCCACUCGCUCCACCACUCGCCGCUAACCCCGUCAUUUAUCCCGAGAUCGGGCACGCCCUCGCGCGUCGGCCACCGGCGGAGCGCCACGAGCCUCUCGGCGGGACGUGGCAAGCCCCCCGGCCAGAUGGACCCGCAGCUGAGCCCGCGCCUGGACGACGAGGCGAAGAAGCUGGCGGCCCAGCGGGCGGCGGCCGAGAAGCGCAACACGUCGCGGCUCGAUAAGCUCAACGGGGAGCUGCAAGCGCUGAUCCGGCAGGGCCAAGCGGCGCUGGACACGGAGUUUGACGUCGAGAUGGGCGAGGGUGACGACGACGGGUGGGAUGAGGAUUUGAAUUGA